Messenger RNA from Suillus subalutaceus, 953 nucleotides. RefSeq lists its product as uncharacterized. The coding region runs from base 112 to 780 and encodes 222 amino acids. The transcript has 11 exons. Lineage: Eukaryota; Fungi; Basidiomycota; Agaricomycetes; Boletales; Suillaceae. The record is from RefSeq and is a predicted model, not a curated record.
UUCUCACCUUGGCCGAUGAGGUGGCAUUUUUGACGCAGUCACAGUGGAAAUCAGGCGAAGCUGCUUUAUAUUGUCUGCCGAUAUCUUACCUGCGGUUACUUGACAUUGGAAAUGCUCGUGGCAUUCCAACCCAUGAUGUCAAUUCACAUGUGUCAAGUGAUAUACUCCAUAAACACCUAUUUGGGAGGUUUCAUUGUAGUGUGUGCCGAAGGUGUCUUCUUUCUCCGUGUCUGUGCAAUAUGGGGAUUUAGGAGGAGGAUGGUGGUUCUGUUCUCGAUCAGUGGGCUGAUGUACGUUAUUGCUGCCACCGUGGUGCUCUCGAUCAUCCGAUCCCCCCCUACAGCUACUAAGUCACCCAUCCCUGUCACGAGUUGUCUUGAAACUGGCAGUAACAAAAGUAUCAUAAUCCUCUACGUGAUUCUAAUUGUGGCAGAGAUCCAAAUAUGGGUGUUCGCACUGUACAAGUUCGCUGCGAGCUACAGGCGUAGGGGUGGUCGUAAUCACCUGUUGGAACAGCUGAUCCAUCACAAUAUGAUUUACCUAACCUGCGGACUUGUCUUCUCCAUCAGUGUCAUAUUGACGACAGCCCGUCUCAACGUAUCUUACGGCUUCAUGAUUGUGAGGUUUUUACGCAACUGGCAAGUCACUGUUCAUGCCUUUCUUGUGACAAAGAUGUAUCGUGGACUCUGGAGAGCAGAUCAGCGACGUGCUUUGCUAGAAUCUGUUUCCUUCUCGCUUGCAACUUUCCAUGCUGCACCUGGAGUAUCAACUCAGGCGUGAAGUUCUGGCUUUCACCCCUUUUUUCUCUCCGUGUUGAGCAAACGGAUUAUGUACUCUUUAUUCAUCGCCGACUACGUUUUGGUAUAAAAUUAUUUACUGUGUGUGUACAAGUAAGGACAGUUCUGGAAACGGCUCAUACCUGAGGCUUGAACCUAGCGACCUCCAGGUACCCU